UCGACUCCUUUGUCCCUGUGAUGGUGCGCCGACCCUUGCUUUGUGGACCGCCUCAUGUCGCCGAAGCUUGACAAUGACAUACACCGGCCAUAGCGCUGUUCAUGCAUCUGACAUAGCCUCCGCAGCAGCGCGUAUGAUAGCCUGUCUGUUGUCCGAAGCCCAACAUUCCUAACGCCACGCGCUCGUGUGUUUGUGUUGCUUUGCAGAAACAUAUAAGAGGCGGGACUGUCGAUGGGUCCACCACCUCUCAAGCCCUCCAAGACCAAGACCAAGCCCGCAUCGUCUGCCGCCUCGCCGCCCGCAACCAAGCUACCCUACCCACCAUGAACUUCAACUUCAACAACGUCGCCUACAACCCGGCCACCGGCGCCUACGUCCAUCUCAACAACGGCCACAACGCGCAGGCGAACCCCCAGCUCCGCCGCGGCCGCCCCCUCCGCGCCGAGGACACCUUCGCCCCGCAGGGCCCCUCCGUCGCCACCCAGACGCUCAUCUACGCCAUCCGCAACGACCAGAACCUGCUCACCGACUGCCUCGACCGCAUCCUCCGCGGCAACGUCCGCUCCACCGCCGUCGAAACCCUCCUCCAAGGCCUCGAGGCCUGCGGCGCGUAUCUCGGGGCCGCCAGAGACGCGGCGGUGGACGCGUGGCGCGUGCGCCACUGCACGCGCUGCCACAGCCAGUACAAGGAGGUCGACAACCACCCGAGCGCGUGCGUCAUCGAGCACGACGCGAUCGCGGUCACCAAGAAUGGGUCUGUCUGGGUGCGCCUGUGCUGUGGGACACGUGAGGCCCCGGGCGCAAGCGCGCCGCCGCCGAUGUACGGGCGGCACACGACGCAGCCGAUCACCCACGACAUCCGCCACAAGGUCGAUGAUGAAGGCUUGACGGUGCUUACGGGUCACUUUGAUACCUGCGAGAUGCGUGGCUGCCCGCCCCAGCUCUGAGGGUAUCACGAUUGAAUCAUUAGAGCAUUGUUGCUUGAGAGGUCUGCAUUUAUCGGGGGGGGGGGG
Molecule: messenger RNA, 1013 nt
Organism: Schizophyllum commune H4-8
Lineage: Eukaryota; Fungi; Basidiomycota; Agaricomycetes; Agaricales; Schizophyllaceae
Exons: 1
Coding region: 324-947 (207 amino acids)
Source: RefSeq, a predicted model, not a curated record